Molecule: messenger RNA, 675 nt
Organism: Exophiala xenobiotica
Lineage: Eukaryota; Fungi; Ascomycota; Eurotiomycetes; Chaetothyriales; Herpotrichiellaceae
Exons: 1
Coding region: 1-594 (197 amino acids)
Source: RefSeq, a predicted model, not a curated record
AUGGAAUUCCGCGGACGUAACAACUACGGUCCGCCUCCGAGUAGCUACGAGCCACGUCCAAACUUCUACGUCGAGCCCGUCGGUGCUGUCGGCUACGGCCCCGGGUAUCGUCGGGGUAUGGGCAUGCGCGGUGGCUUCGGGUGCGAUAUGUGCGGACGUCGUCGCCGGUGCCGCUGCGACAGACCAGGCUUGCUCGGCGGACGCCGUCAGGGGCUUCUCAGCACGGUCAUUGGUGGCACAAUCAGCAUGAUGGAAGAUCGGCACAGGGGCCAGAGGGAAGAACGCCUAAUGCAGAUGCAAUAUAGAAUGGAGGAAGAUAUGCGAUACGCCCGUGAGAGAGGGCUGGAGACCAGGGCCAUGCAGAGCCAGACUCGUUCCCGAAGUGCCGUGCGGGAGGAUGGUCGAGACAGCGAAAAAGACAUCAGGAAUCGGGACAGACAAGGCGCGAGAGCGCAUAGUGAGGACGAUUCUGACGACGAGGACCGUGGUGGUCGGAUGGACGAGAAGCACGGUCUGAAGAGCGACGAGAGACAAAGGCAGGAGAGGAUGGAUGAGAAAUUGCCUUCUUAUCAAGCUGCUACGAAGAAGAAUUAGAUCAGCCUCAAGAGGAAUGGAAGGGACCAGAUCAACCGCCCUUGAGGUAUUGAUGAUGUCUUAGCAUGGUCUUGUAGCGGC